Molecule: messenger RNA, 870 nt
Organism: Phragmites australis (common reed)
Lineage: Eukaryota; Viridiplantae; Streptophyta; Magnoliopsida; Poales; Poaceae
Product: protein CURVATURE THYLAKOID 1B, chloroplastic-like
Exons: 6
Coding region: 182-691 (169 amino acids)
Cellular component (GO): thylakoid; chloroplast thylakoid membrane
Source: RefSeq, a predicted model, not a curated record
GACAAAAGCCAGCCUCAUCAGAGCCCCAGCUGCGCCCUCCCCACCGUGCGCGCGCGCGGAGCCGUUAUUAGCCUUGGCCGCCGGCCUGCCCCACGCCUAACGCCUCAGCGCGCACGCAGCUAGCUGCACGACGUCGCCCGAGUGACACCGACCAGUUCACUCCACCGCGAGCGAGCUCGGCAUGGCCCCGACCACCCCUGCCACGGGCGCCGUCGCCUCGCCGGUCGUGACGAGCCAAGGCAAGGCCGCCGCGGGCUCCGUCGGGCUUGGGCUCCCCGCGCUGCCGCCGCUGCCAGGCCUCGGCCUCGCGUCGCAUGGCCAGCCCCGCGUCGCUUCCUUCUGCAAGCGGCUCGCGAGGAACGUGGUGUCCAUGGCCGUGGGGGAGCCGUCGGCGCCUCUGGCCGCCAACGAGGAGCUCACCGAGUUCGUCGACGCCUUGAAACAGGAGUGGGACAGGAUCGAGGACAAGUACGCGGUGACCACACUCGCGGUCGCGGCCACGCUAGGCAUGUGGAGCGCCGGUGGAGUAGUAUCGGCAAUUGACAGGCUCCCCGUGGUUCCAGGUCUGAUGGAGGCUGUUGGAAUUGGUUACAGUGGGUGGUUUGCGUACCGGAACCUGCUGUUCAAGCCGGACAGGGACGCUUUCUUUGCAAAGGUCAGGGAGGUCUACGAGGAUAUAAUCAGCGGCUAACUGCAGAUGCGACACAAGUGCAAGCUCGGCCAAAUUAAGAGAAGUUCAUUCGAAGAUAGACUACUAGCUAGUCUACUACUGUAUUCUCUGUAAUAUAUUUCAGUAUAGCAUCUAAUUUUAAUUCUCACUCAAUGCAUGUAUGGUUAAAUAAUUUGGAAAUUAUCCGACAACGGAUAUUG